Molecule: messenger RNA, 564 nt
Organism: Gastrolobium bilobum
Lineage: Eukaryota; Viridiplantae; Streptophyta; Magnoliopsida; Fabales; Fabaceae
Product: protein LATERAL ORGAN BOUNDARIES
Exons: 1
Coding region: 1-564 (187 amino acids)
Source: RefSeq, a predicted model, not a curated record
AUGGCAUCAUCAAGCUCUUACAAUUCUCCAUGUGCUGCCUGCAAAUUCUUAAGGAGGAAAUGCAUGCCAGGGUGCAUCUUUGCACCUUACUUUCCACCCGAAGAACCCCAAAAAUUCGCCAACGUGCACAAGAUUUUUGGUGCUAGCAAUGUCACCAAACUCCUUAAUGAACUCCUCCCUCACCAGAGGGAAGAUGCAGUGAAUUCCCUUGCCUAUGAAGCAGAGGCACGUGUCAGAGACCCAGUUUAUGGAUGCGUAGGUGCCAUCUCUUUCCUUCAGAGACAAGUUCAAAAGCUCCAAAAGGAGCUUGAUGCUGCUAAUGCUGAUCUUGUUCGCUAUGCCUGCAAUGAAAUCCCUUCAGCAACAUCAAUGCCUUUGCCACCAGGAUUCGCUUCAAUUCAACAAAUUCCUCAAAGGCCAUUAAUUAAUGCAAGAAUUGGUAAUGAAGGAAGUGGUUUUUAUCGUCAAUCUCCAACCACUUUCUCCCCUUAUUCUCUUCCAUGGACUGAUACUUCUUCUGAGGAUAUCAACGUUGGAGGAGGAGAAGGAGGAGGUAACUUGUGA